AUGGCGGCCCCGCCCCGCGCCACCGCGGUCCUCGCGUGGGGUUCCGGGGAGGACGGGCAGCUGGGCAUGGGCGGGAACGAGGAGAAGGACUGGGCCCACUGCGUGGAGGCGCUGGGCCCCUACGCCGUCACCGCCGUCGUCGCCGGCAGCCGCAACUCCCUCGCCAUCUGCGACGACGGCCGCCUCUUCACUUGGGGGUGGAACCAGCGCGGCACGCUCGGGCACCCGCCGGAGACCAAGACGGAGAGCUCCCCGGGCCCCGUCGACGCCCUCGCGGGUGUCAAGAUCGUCCAGGCGGCGAUUGGCGGGUGGCAUUGCCUCGCAGUUGACGACAAGGGGCGCGCCUACGCCUGGGGGGGGAACGAGUACGGGCAGUGCGGUGAGGAGCCCCAGAGGACGGAGGACGGGACGAGGGCGCUCUGGAGGGACAUCCCGACCCCGCAGCGCUGCGCGCCCAAGCUCAAAGUCCGGCAAGUAGCUGCUGGAGGGACACAUUCAGUGGUUUUGACUCAAGAAGGUCACGUCUGGUCAUGGGGACAGCCAUGGCCUCCUGGCGAUAUCAAGCAAAUAUCUAAACCAGUACGUGUGCAAGGCCUUGAGAAAGUGAGAGUCAUUGCUGUAGGUGCAUUCCAUAAUUUGGCACUAACAGAGGAUGGAAUUUUGUGGGCAUGGGGUAGUAAUGAGUAUGGUCAGCUGGGGACUGGAGAUACCCAACCAAGAUCACAUCCGAUACGUGUCGAAGGACUAUCUGAUCUCUCACUGGUUGACAUUGCUGCUGGAGGCUGGCAUUCAACUGCACUAACUAUAGAGGGAGAGGUGUAUGCUUGGGGGAGAGGAGAGCACGGGAGGCUUGGAUUUGGAGAUGAUAAGAGUAGUCGCAUGGUGCCCCUAAAGGUUGAGCUUCUAGCUGGAGAAAAUAUUGUUCAGGUAUCAUGUGGAGGAACACAUUCAGUUGCGUUAACUCGAGAUGGCCGGAUGUUUUCUUAUGGGAGGGGCGACCAUGGCCGUCUGGGCUACGGCAGGAAGGUGACGACGGGCCACCCCAUGGAAGUGCCCAUCGACCUGCCGCCGCCCAAGACCAGCAGCAGCCCCGACGGGCAGUGGCAGGCUAAGUACGUGGCUUGUGGCGGGCGGCACACCCUGGCUAUUGCGGAGUGGACAGAGGCCACCGACUGA
Molecule: messenger RNA, 1176 nt
Organism: Miscanthus lutarioriparius
Lineage: Eukaryota; Viridiplantae; Streptophyta; Magnoliopsida; Poales; Poaceae
Source: the annotation of a GenBank genome assembly